AUUCUCAACAAAACUAUCCUCAAUCAAACACAUCAGCAAUGCACCAAAAUUGCCAAAAUAAAUUUAUAAAAUACUAUUAAAUUUUUUUAUUAUUUAAAAUUAAAAUAUUUAUUUAAUUAUUUAUUAUUACGUAAAAAUUAUUAUUAAUUAAAAUUGUGAUUAAAAAAUGAAUAUAAAAUUUAUAUAAAAAUCUAAAUUGUGAAUAUUGUAAAAAAAAAAAUAGAAAAGAUUAAUUUAUCAAGUGAAUUUUAGUUUUUUUUUUUAAAUAAAAAGAUUUUUUAAAUUUAUUCAUCAAUCAAUUGUGAUAUUUGUAAGUUAAAUAUUUGUCUGAGCUUUUAAAUAAGCUUGUAAAUAACAAGUGUAAGUGUUUUGUUAAAUAAAAAAAAAAUAUUUAAGCACGUGUCGUUAACACACGACACGUGUGUAUAUUUUACAAAUAAAAUCAUUGGAAACGCGUGUCGGUCUUAUCACACUAAUUUAAUCGCAAAUAAGAAUAAAUUCUUGAUAUGUGUUUAAGUGGUAAAUUGAAUGGAUUAAUAGUGUAACAAAAAAAAAGGAUAAUAUUAAUUAAAAAUAACAAUAAAAAAAAGAAGAAUUGUUAAGAAUUAUUUUGUGAAAAAUUCCAAUUGGAUUUUGAUUAUUUUCAUUUUGUUUUUGUGUGUGUUUAAUUAAUUGAUAAUCAAUAUGAUGUAUUCAAUGGAUAAUUUGGAGUUGGAUAUGAUGAAUCGUCAUUAUAUUUAUGAUGCUCAUAGUUUUUUGGGCAAUCAAGUUAUUCCAACACUUCAAUCACAUUGUGUUACACCGACGGCAACGUCUCUUCCACCUUUGAUGACUGUGUCACAAAUAACAUCAUCACAUCCACCUGGUAGCACUGGUAGUUCAAAUUGCAGUGAACAUUAUCCUUUUGAUGAUAAUAGUAGUGAUGAUGAAAGUGUUUAUAGUAGUGAUAGAGAUAUUAGAACAAAUCGAGAUUCACAUUCACAAAGAAAAAGAAGUCAUGACUGUAUGGUUGAAGAUGAGGAUGGUACAUCAAUGAAAAGACCACGUCAAGCAGUUCAACAACGUCAAGCAGCAAAUUUACGUGAAAGACGUAGAAUGCAAAAUAUAAAUGAUGCAUUUGAAGGUUUACGUGCUCAUUUACCAACAUUACCAUAUGAAAAACGUUUAUCAAAAGUUGACACUCUAAGAUUAGCAAUUGGCUAUAUAACAUUUUUAACUGAACUUGUUAGAGCUGAUAAAGGAAAUGAUACAUUAAAUUCAAAUGGUACUGUAUCAAGAUGUUCUGGUCGUGAAAAUGCUGAAAAAAUUAUUGUACAUAGCUACGGUGGAAAUCCAUUUAUAUCACACUCAUUAUCAUGGUCAAGAAAAAGUGAUAUAUCAUCAAACGGAAUGAUGUUUGCAAAGGUAUGGACACCAGAAGAUCCAAGAGUAACAAAGCUAUUAACAAAUAAUAUUGAUAAACACAUUGAUACAAUUGAAUCAAAUAGUAAAAUACAAAAUAAUACAUGGACAUCAACAACAACAUCAACAAAUCAAAUAAAUGAUACAUUAAAAAGCAAUGAUAAUAAUUGUAAUGAUAAAUAUGAUAAUAAUGAUUUAUCAAUAAAAUCAUGGUCGUCAAAUGAUACCAUUGAGAAUGACAGUAUUGAUAUUAGCAAAGUAUGGUCACAUGAUAAUAAUAAUGUUAAAAUUGCUUUGACUAAAUAUGACAUAGAAAAACAUAUGACAAUUGAUUGUGUUGCUGUACAAUCAUAAAAAAUAUUUAUCAAAAAUUGAUUUGGAUCAUUUAAAAUAAGGCAGAAAUAUUAAUAUUCCAUGUGUUAUUUAGUUUUUAAGUUUUUCUGCCUAAAUUAAUUUGAAAAACGCUCGUUUUUUUUAAUACCAAAGAAAUAUAGGAAUUAAAUUUAUUUAUAUUUUACAUUUGAUUAAAUAAAAAAUAAAUUGUAUAAAUUAAUCAAUUGUUAGAUGAAUAAUAAAUUAAACAAGAAAAUAUUAUAAAUAAUUAAAUCCUAUAAAAUAACAUGUAAAUAAAAAAAAAUCAUGAGAUUAAAACUAGUCAUUUAUUAUAAUCGUAAUAAUUAAAAAGUAUUAAAAUAUUGCCAUAAAUUGAUGCAAUAAAAAAAAUUGAAAAUAAAUAAUAAAUAAUUUAUUAAUAAUGUAUUUUUUAUUUUUCACAAAUUUUUUUUUUUAAAAACAAUAAAAUAAUAAAUGAAUUUACAAA
This is a messenger RNA of Aphidius gifuensis, 2221 nucleotides long. RefSeq lists its product as uncharacterized. The record is from RefSeq and is a predicted model, not a curated record. Gene Ontology annotation, molecular function: protein dimerization activity; DNA-binding transcription factor activity, RNA polymerase II-specific; RNA polymerase II transcription regulatory region sequence-specific DNA binding. Bases 685 to 1755 code for a protein of 356 amino acids. Gene Ontology annotation, biological process: regulation of transcription by RNA polymerase II; developmental process. The transcript is spliced from 3 exons. Lineage: Eukaryota; Metazoa; Arthropoda; Insecta; Hymenoptera; Braconidae.